Messenger RNA from Cololabis saira (Pacific saury), 1965 nucleotides. It is a transcript of the gene cbx3b, whose product is annotated as chromobox homolog 3b. Gene Ontology annotation, cellular component: pericentric heterochromatin; nucleus. The record is from RefSeq and is a predicted model, not a curated record. The coding region runs from base 44 to 916 and encodes 290 amino acids. Lineage: Eukaryota; Metazoa; Chordata; Actinopteri; Beloniformes; Belonidae. The transcript is spliced from 7 exons. Gene Ontology annotation, molecular function: chromatin binding. Gene Ontology annotation, biological process: negative regulation of transcription by RNA polymerase II; chromatin organization.
CUUCCUCCGAGCAUCCACGGCCAUCUUUAAUUCUCACUCAUUCAUGAAAAGUUGUUUCGCUCGUUUAAAAACUCCCCGACCGACACGUGUUCGCGGCCAGCGGCGUGGACGGGGCCGCGCGUGUUUGGUGCGUGUGCGCGUUGAGCAGAGAAACGCAAGACUGUCCGCCAAGAUUAUAAAACACCAACAGCGGCACAGCAGAGGAGUCAGUGGCGUCAAUUCAGUGGAAGCUAAGCCAAGGUGUGGCGGCUGCCGUAACUUGCCAUACCCAAUUGACGCCCCUGAGAGGAGUCCUCACUGCCACGGUGCCCUGCAGCUGUUAAACCGAAUGAGGAAGAAGCAGACGGCCAAACAGAGGAAGACCGAGGAGCCUUCUGUUGUGCAGGAGUUCGUGGUGGAGAAGAUCAUCCGCAGGAGAGUGUUCAACGGACGAGUGGAGUACUACCUGAAGUGGAAAGGCUUCACCGAUGCAGAGAACACGUGGGAACCUGAGGACAAUCUGGACUGCCCUGAACUCAUUGAGGAGUUCUUGAGAAACACUCAUUUCCCUGAAGGGAAUGAAGAAGAGCAAAGUGAGCAAGCGUUAAUUCCCAAAGAAGAAAUGACAGAGCAAGAGACGGAAAUUUCCUGUGUGCAGUCCCAGCAGCAGCUUGAGGCUGUGCAGAGCGACGGCUGCCCCCUUCGGUCAGAUGACAACCAGUCAGACGCCCCCACAGACCUCAGCACUUACCUCGAGCCUGAAUGCAUCAUCGGCUCCACAGACAGAAAGGGAGAGCUCAUGUUCCUCGUCAAAUGGAAAAACUCAGACGACGUCUCCCUGCUCCCGGCCCAUGAAGCAAGCGCCAGAUGUCCCCAGGUGGUCAUCGACUUCUACGAGCAGAAGCUGACCUGGCACUGCGAAGACGAGGAGCAGUAGAGGCCGUGCGUGGGUUGUGUGGAGAGGACUAACUCACGAACAGCUGCGCUCUCACCUGAAGCUUAGUUUAACCUCCAUCAAGCAUCCUCCACCAGCUGACAUUACAGGCGCAUCACGUGAAGUCAAGGAGUUUCCAGCUCUUGCAGGGGCGAGAUUAUUGGCGCAGGUUCAAUGUGAAGCGCGCUCAGCCGCCUGGUGCUCAGUAAGACCACUUUGCCUUUCGAGGGCACGGCAAUGGAGACUAAAAUGUAUCUAAAGUGCAGAGCAGCCGAUGAUUUGAGGCCAGACUAACCCCUUGCAGCUUUUUUCUUGUCAUUAUGUAGCAGACUCAAUCACUGUGGAUGUUUUUAUUUUUAAGAUAUUGUUAUUUGAAUCAUUGACUUUUGUAAAAUCCUGUUUAGCCUCAACAAUAUUCCCCUGGGAGGGUUUAGUGUGUUUUAUUUCUUGUGAUGCAGCCCCUAGUGAUGAACUUGCUGUCCAGUCUUUACCUGUAGCGCGAGUAGCUUUUAUUCAGAGCUCAAGAUGUGUGACGUGUUGGUUGAACGUUCAUGGUGUGAGGUGUUUAUUGCCCCAGGUUCUACCCUAUCUACUGUAUGUGUUAAAUAUACAAAAAGUGUUACCCAAUAGAAAUUUCAAACCUUUUUUUCAACACUUUUUCUCCUCCUUUUGUUUGAUCAUUCAUUCUGAAAAAGUCGUUUAGUUAUUUGGUGCUUUUACCCAAAGGGAGGUCUUGGUAGACUUAUUUAAAAUGUCCUGUUUCUAAAAGUAACUCUACUCCUGACAGCAUACACAUACUAAUACAAACCUUUGUACUCCUAUGGAAGGGAUGGCAGUUGUUAAAUGUAGCACUGUAGUUUUAAGACAGGGAAUUGUCACUAACUGCUAUUAUACAGCUCUAUUUACUUCUACCUGAUGGCACUGUCCUUACUCUACAUAUCUCCCAUGACUGUUAUGGGACACCCAGCUGAACCUUAAACACACCUGCUACUGAACUACUGUAACUGUUGACCAUGGAUCUGUGAAGUCUGAAUAAAAGAAGACUUUUAUGA